This is a messenger RNA of Loxodonta africana (African savanna elephant), 5334 nucleotides long. It is a transcript of the gene KANK3, whose product is annotated as KN motif and ankyrin repeat domains 3. Bases 2803 to 5277 code for a protein of 824 amino acids. NCBI's taxonomy places the organism in Eukaryota, Metazoa, Chordata, Mammalia, Proboscidea, Elephantidae. Gene Ontology annotation, biological process: negative regulation of actin filament polymerization. Gene Ontology annotation, molecular function: protein binding. Gene Ontology annotation, cellular component: cytoskeleton; cytoplasm. The transcript is spliced from 10 exons. The record is from RefSeq and is a predicted model, not a curated record.
CACCUUCCCCUCCCGCCGUCCUCAGCCUCUACCCCCUACCUCAGGGGGUCUGAGAGUCCUGCCCCCAACAUUAGGGGAUGUCAUCACCUUCCCAGGACAAUGAUCCGCACUGCCCGCUGCCCACCGCCCCGGUCCCUGAGGCUUCAUGUUCCCAGCUCCGCGUCCCGAAAUAGUCCCUGGGGCGGGAGUGGGGGCGUGUGGCUUCAGCUCUGACGGCCUAAUGAGGGGGUCUCAGGCAGGGAAUCAGGAUCCGGCGGUGACAGCCCAGGCAGGGAGCCGAGGAGAGGAGAGAACUGCUCCACACCCCUUCUUCGAUGAGGCUGCAACCCCUGCAGCCCCCCAACCAGGCACACACGUGGAUACAGGCAUGGGUACGGGUUGGGAGGGUCGCAUCCCCUUGGGCUCCCUGCCUCCCCUGGGUUGGACGACUGUUUCUAAAAGGUCAAGAGUAGUGGCCAAGGGCAGGGACUCUGGCUAAAAUACCGGGUUGAAAUCCCGUUUCUGCCAAUGUGUGACCUUGGGCAGGUCACUUCCUCUCUCUAUGCCUCAAUCUAGCCUCUGUACGCUGCUGGAUAAUGAUAAUAAGAAAACCUACCGUGGAGGAUUUAGCGAAGGAACCCUGGUGGUGCAAACCGUUAAGCUGCUAGGCUGCUAACUGAAAAGUUGGUAGUUCGACCACUCAGGGGGCCCUCAGGAGAAAGACCUGGCGAUCUGCUGCCCUAGAGAUUCCCAAACCAAAAUUCAUUGCCAUCGAGUCAACUCUGAUUCAUAGCGUCCGUAUAGGACAGAGUAGAACUGCCCCAUAGGGUUUCCAAGGGUGCAAAUCUUUACAGGAGCAGACUGCCACACCUUUCUCCCAAAGGGCACUGGUGAGUUCGAACCGCUGACCUUUUGGUUGGCAGCUAAGUGCUUAACCACCAUGUCACCAGGUCUCUUUCCAUAAAGAUUACAACCCAGGAAACCCUAUAAGGCAGUUCUACUCUGUCACAUGGGGUCAAUAUGAGUCAAAAUGAGCUCAACUGCACGCACAACAACAAACGUUAAUACUCAUAAACUGCUUAGAAUAGAGAAUAGCCCAUGGUAAAUGCCAAAAGCAUUAUUAUUUCCCCUUCUGGGUGCAUCUACUCAUUUCUCACCCUAGCCUCUGGGCUCCGGCUGGUGUAGGUCUUAGGGAUGGCGCACAGCUGUUUUCUGAGGUCCCAGGUCCUCAAAUCAGGUGUGACCAGGACCCAUGGGUGGAGGCUGACCCUGCUGAGUCACACAGUGACUGUGUUGGAUGCAGGCUCAGGCCCCUGACCCCUGGCCCUGGCUUUUUCCACGACCCAGUUCUUCCCGGACCACUUCCUGAAAACAAGUCAUGAGAGGCACAGGCUGUCCUCUGAGAUGACCGGCUGCCCUGCUGCCCUGCCAGAGAGGUGUGGGGACGGGAAACAGCUGCUUGGCAGCUGGAAGGGUCCUGCUUGGCUUUAGGGGAAGAGGGGUUGGCGUCAGGGACCCAGGUUGGGCCCAGCAGUGGAGCAGGGUGAGGAGUCAGGUGGGCUGAUGGGUGCCCAGUGAUUGGGGGGUGUCAGACAUACAGACUGUCAUCAGGAGGGCUGACCAGGAGGCCUGGGCUGGGUGGUCUGAUGGUUAGCCCAGAUGGGCAGUGGCUCCAGGAGAGUAUUGGUUGGGUCUGUUGGCACCAGCCAGGGGAGGAUGGGCAGGCAAGGGGGCAGUCAGUGGCUGUGGCUGGGCAUGCUGGCCAGGGGUCUCCAAUCUGAGGGUGAUUCCCACAGGCAAUUGACUUAAUUGCUCUGUGCCUCAGUUUCCCCAUCUGGAAAAUGUGAGUGAUAAUAUAUACCUUUCAGGGUUGCAAGGGGGCAUACAGCAGGCACUCAAUACAAGCUCCUUUCCCUUCUCUGAAGGUUUCUUAUGUGAGCUCUUCAAAGCUCCAUCUUCCCUAUCUUGUGCUUUUUGUACCAAAGUUCUAGAGUCAGUGCUUGGCCUUAUUAAAUAUCACUGUGUUAGUCACGGUCCAAUCUCCCUCAGUUUCAUAGGGCCCCCAUCAUGAUACCCAAAGAGUUACUCAUCAUCCAACUCCAUUGACAAUACGCAUAGCUGUGACAACCUGCGCUCCCAUGGCUGUAUUACAAGCUCUUAUAAGCCAAGAACAGAGCCCUGUGGCACUCCACUAGAGACCUCCCAGACAGACAGGUGCUCAUUAAUGUGCAUCCUUGGUACAUCGAGCCCACAACUCUCCACUAGUCCUGCAAGGGUGUCACAAGAGACCUGAGUAAAACAUUCAGAAUUCAGAUAUACAAUUCUAUCUUGUUUGCAUUUUCUCUAAAAUAUAUAUAUAUUCAAGUGAUCCUCUUUACUUUUUUUUUAAGAUGUUUAGUCUGACCAGAUGAGUUUUCCGUGAGCCGACAAAGGGCUUCUAACUCUCACCUUCCUUUUCUAAAGGGAUACGCCAUCCUCCCCCUUUGAGCAUUACUUUCUAAUUUUCCCCAGGGACCUACGGUAAACCCGGUAGAUCUGGAAUGCCCCCUGUCCCAGCUACUCUUGUUCUCUUAAUCACCUUCCUCUCUUCUCUUGCAAUGACCUUCCUGCCGCCUCUUGAGCAGCAGAUGGAGACCCGGCACCUGGGAGUCCCAAGGAGACUCUUGGGUCUGUUUGCUCAGACUUGACAACUUACCCCGGGUGCCUUUCUAAGAGGGGCAGGGCCCGGGUUGUUAAUGAUGUCAGGUUGGGGCCAGCCAACCCCACCCUGACCCCUUCUGGGGGCCUCUUUUCAGGGUGUGUCUGGAAGCUGCUCCAGGAACCAUGGCCAAGUUUGUCCUGAAUCAGAACCUGCCCGACCUGGGUGGCCCUCGCCUGUGCCCGGGCCAGGCUGCGGGCGCCCGCAGCCCAAGCUCGCCCUACUUGGUGGAGACACCCUACGGCUUCCACUUGGACCUGGACUUCCUCAAGUACGUGGAGGAGCUGGAGCGCGGCCCCGCCACCCGCCGCGCCCCGGGACCCCCGCCCGCGCGCCGCCCCCGCGCGCCUCGGCCCGGCCUGGCGGGCGUGCGCAGCCCGGGCGCCUGGACGUCCAGUGAGUCCCUGGCCAGUGACGACGGCAGCGCGCCAGGCGCGCCCCCGGGGCUCCAGCUGUUGCAGCUGUCCCCGCGCGCACCCGCGCGCAACCCGCGCGUCGAACACACGCUCCUGGAGACCAGCCGGCGGCUGGAGCUAGCGCAGGCGCAAGAGCUCUCGCCCAGCCCCGCCCGUGAGGCUGUGCCACGCAGCCCGCGCGGGUCUGGACGCAGCAGCCCCUCCCCCUCCCCUUUCCCGCUCCCUGCCUCGCCCGGCCCCGCGCAGCUGCAGCUGGUGCGCGAGCAGAUGGCCGCGGCGUUGCGGCGCCUUCGCGAGCUCGAGGAGCAGGCGCGCGCGCUGCCCGAGCUGCAGGAGCAGGUGCGCGCUCUGCGCGCCGAGAAGGCGCGGCUGCUGGCCAGGCACGCGCAGCCCGAGCCCGACGGGGAGUCCGAGGCGCGCCCGGCAAAGUUGGCUCAACUGCGACGGCUCACCGAGCGCCUGGCCACCUCCGAGCGCGGCGUCCGGGCCAAGGCUGGCCUCCGGGCCGACGGCCCCGACGGCUCGGUGGCCAGGCGUCGCGAGGGCUCGCUGCAGGUCCCCGACGGGGCGCCGCAGCCCCGGGAGGAGGGAGCGGAAGCCGUUCCAGAGACUCAGGAGGCCGGGGUGGAGGCGGCUCCGGAAACCCUGGAGGCCGGCGUGGAGGCAGCGCCGGAGACCCUGGAUGCCAGCGUGGAGGUGGUGCCGGAAACCCAGGAGGCAUGUGUGGAGGCGGCUCCUGAGACAGUCGAGGCGGACGUGUGGGUGACAGAGGAGUUGCUCGGGCUGCCCGAGGCCGCAGAGCGCGAGCUGGAGCUGCUGCGAGCCGGCCUGGAGCACCAGCGCGGGGUUAACGAGCUGCUGCGGGGCCGGCUGCGCGAGCUGGAGGAGGCCCGCAAGGCAGCGGUGGAGGAGGUGGUGGCCUGGGCACAGUGCGAGGUCGCCACCCAAACCCCGUGGAGCUGCGCGGAGAAGGCCACGCAGACCGAACCCUCCACGGACGCCCCCUCCCUGGCGCCGGAGAGCCUGCCCGGACCCGCGGAGGGACCCCCGGCCAUGGCCCCCGCGGGUGUUCUCAAAUCCAUCAUGAAGAAAAGAGACUGCGCACCUGGCUCCCAGCCCAGCCCCACUCCCAAGAGUUUGCAGUUUGUUGGGGUCCUCAACGGAGAGUACGAGAGCUCCUCCAGCGAGGACGCCAGCGACAACGACAGCGAGGAUGGUGCUGCCGAGCCCCCGCGGAGCGGCUCCUCAGGCUCCGGGGACGACAGCGGCGGGGGAUCAGAUUCCGGCAUGCGGGGCCCUCCCAGCGGCGGGGAUGCGGGCGACUCGGAGGCGACGGCGGAGCCUCAGCCUGGAGCAGAGGGGAGGUGUGAGCUGAGCCCGCGCUUGAGGGAGGCGUGCGCAGCGCUGCACCGGCAGCUAAGCCGGCCCCGCGGGGUGGCCCGGGAUGGCGGCGCGGCACGUCUGGUAGCCCAGGAGUGGUUUCGAGUUUCCAGCCAGCGGCACUCUCAGGCGGCACCAGUGGCCUCGAUGCUGGGCGCGGUGGCGCGCCUGGGACCCGAGCUGCUGUCGCACGUGGUGAAUCUGGCAGACGGCAACAGGAACACGGCUCUGCACUACAGCGUGUCCCAUGGGAACUUGGCCAUUGCCAGCCUGCUGCUGGAUACGGGGGUCUGUGAGGUGGACCGACAGAAUCGAGCUGGCUACUCGGCCCCCAUGCUAGCUGCGCUCACCUCUGUGGGGCGGGAGGAAGAGGACAUGGCUGUGGUCCAGAGGCUCUUCCGCAUGGGUGACAUCAAUGCCAAGGCCAGCCAGACAGGGCAGACGGCCCUCAUGCUGGCCAUCAGCCACGGCCGCCAGGACAUGGUGGCAGCUCUGCUGGCAUGUGGGGCCGACGUGAAUGUGCAGGAUGCAGAUGGGGCCACGGCACUGAUGUGUGCUAGCGAGUACGGGCGCCUGGAUGCUGUCAGGUUGCUGCUGGCCCAGCCGGGCUGUGACCCUGCCAUUCUGGAUCAUGAGGGCACCAGUGCCCUGGCCAUCGCCCUGGAAGCUGAGCAAGAGGAGGUGGCCGCACUGCUGCACGCCCACCUGAGCUCUGGCCAGCCUGGGCCCCCGUCACCCGACUCCCCAACGGCCAUGGCUGAAAGAGGACACAGGGACAGUGGAGAGGAACCCCAGCAUCAGUGAUCACCUGGUGCACUGGACCUGGCUGCGGGGGGGGGGUCUCCCCAUCACCCACCAGCU